CUCCCGCGUGUCAUUCGUGCGUGCGGCCAGUGGGUUCCGGCAGCAGCAGCAGAAUCGUCGCGACGUUCCUCGUCCUCUAGCUCGUCGCCGCAGCCCUAAUCAUCGGUACAAGCUGACAGUGACGAGGACGACGAGUGAGGUUCCAUCGGCCCGCUCACGAGCGUCGCCGAUGACCACGCGACUCGGCCGAGGUGACGAGGAGGAGGGCCUGGCCGCCUACCGCGCUAGCCUGAGAGAGAGGGCCACCUUCAGCCUGGAUCUACAAGGCAGCACGUUGGAGGAGCGAGCCAAGGACCCACUGGACACAUCCCACACUGAGGAUGAGUGGGCCCCCCUCACGGCAACUCCAAAAGUCCAGUGGCAAGAGCUGAGGCAUAGCGAUGCUGUCACUCAGCUGCGAACCCUGCUACGCAAGCAUGAAAACCAAGAAUUGCCAUUUUCCUCCUCACCUGGUUCAUCACCCCAAAAGGACCAUGCAUCUGGAUUCCGAGAAUCGGACAUAAACGUGCCAACGGUGGAUGAGCUUGUGCCAAUCAUCCACCGGCAGGCAGAGUAUGUACAGCACCUGGAGGCUCAGGUGCAAUUUUGCAAAGAGGAGCUGUUGGGGAUGAAGCAGCGAGUGAAGGUCGUUGUGCUGGAAAAUGAAAAUCUUCGCGAUGAACUGAAGGGGGAAUCUGUGCAAGAAAGUCUAUCGGAUCAUGCAGAAAAUUACGUGCUGGAUGAGGUACAGUUACCGCGUUCCCAAUCCAACGAGCUUCCCAAGCGCGUGGCAGAUGAGAAAACAUCAAACACAAAGCGAAGCCCCUCCCACACUGCCGCUUCCUCCGUGGCCACCGCGAUUCAGCAGGAACAAUGGAAGUUAGAGCUGGAACGGCUAAAAGCUUUACACGAAGCCAGAACCCAGACCAUGGAGGCUCAGAUGAAUUCAUUACGGAUGGAUCUGUCGGAGUCCCAGCGCAAGUGUGAAGAGUUUCGGCUCAAGCUGCGGCAGCAGGAGGGACCUGGAGGCGGAGUCCCCGGGGGGCUGUGUGUGAAGUGUGCCCAGCACAAGGCGGUCUUGGCACACACGCACAGUGACGCGCACGUGCAGACCAUAGGCAGGCUCACAAAGGAACGAGAUGAGCUGAUGGACACCUUGGCAGGGCUGAGAUGCACUGUAAGUGAGCUGCAGCGGAGGGAAGCUGCCGCCUGCGAGCAGGUCAAAGCCACUUUGGAGACAGCCGAGGAAGCCAACCUGGAGAAAGCCAAGAUGGCAGUGGAGUGUGAACAGAUUCGGUCGGAGCUGAGCCGGCAGAAAGAGCGGCUCGGAAAGGAGCUGUCCCUCCUUCAGGAACGGAUCGUGCUUGCCCGCAAUACGGCCCACAAUGAGGCUGGAAAGGAGAAGGAGGCGUUGGAUUCUACUGUGAAGUUUUUGUCUGAAAAAGUAGGCACCCUGGAGGCGCAACUGGAGCGGUUGGCCCGAGAGAAGGGAGCCAUUGGCGAGCAGCUGGAGGAGGCACAGAAGCAGCUCACGGCUCACGAGACCGACCUCAGCAAGAUGUGUGGAGAGAUGCGCUUCCAGCUAAACCAGGCAAAACUACGCAAGGACGAGGCAGAGAAAGAACUCAAAGAAUACAGAAUGAAAGCAAUGCGGCAGAUGGAUGUGAAAGAGCAGGAGGUUGAGCGGCUGGAGAUGGAGUUGGCGGAGCUGCGGCGGCGGCUGGAGCGAGCGGAAGGCGAGGCUGCACGUGCCGGGGAUGAGCGCAUACAGCUCACGCACCGGCUGGGCACGGCCGAACAGCAGUUCCAGGUCGCCAGGAUGGAGAAAGAAUCUCUGCAGAGACGCAUCGCCGACGACUCGAGGAGCCUGCGCACGCAGGCUGAGCAGCGAGAGCAAGAGCUGAUUGCACACAUCCAACUCUCCGAGAGCCAGCACCGGGAGAGAGUGGGUGAAUUGGAGGCACUUGCAAGCUCUCAAAAUGCUUUGCUGAAGCAGCUAAAAGAUGAAUGCAAGCUCCUUUCUGAGAAGCUCGGUGGAAUGAACGAGAAGCGCCGGGCAGAGGUGGCCCAGCUGAGCCAAGAGAAUGGCGAGUUGCACGAGCGGCUCGCGCGCACGCGCCAGCGAGCGGACGAUCUGGAGUCGCAGUGCGUGCAGCAUGGCCGAAUCCACGAGCGAAUGAAGGAGCGGUUGCAACAGCUGGACAUGCACAGUCAGGCGAGUGUGCGCCAGGUGGUGGAGCUGCUCGGCAAGCAGGGAGCCCUGCUGCACGAACGCCAGCUGCUCUCCCACGAGACGCACUUCCUGAAAACCCAGCUGAACUUUUCCAAAGCAGAUAAAUGAAGAUGAAGCCAUCACACAAAGGAGUUUGGCUUAAUAUCCAUGUGUGGUCCACUGUAAGUUUGUCCAUGAUGUACCAAUGUUAAAUGAUUUUUUAAAAGGUGGAAGGUUUUGUUUCCAAAUUAAAAAUAUAUAUAUAGUGAGGGGGAAGGGGGGGGUAGCAUACAAAAUAUAUUUUUCCAUGAACUAAUCUUGAGAUUGCUUUUUUUACCAUGUCUUUAUAUAUGUUUUUUUUAAGGCAUGGCAACUUGUCAUGAUAAAAACCAUACAUGCAAUACAUUUGUAUAUGAUUGUCUAUUAUUUACUACAGCAUUCAUCACUUAAUAGUUCAUACAUUACCCGACUCUGUGAAAAUGCAAAAUUGGAGUGUAGCACACGUCAUGAGGUACGUAAUAUUUUUUUAUUUAAGCGUCUGAAAAAAAAACAAAUCAUUUGUGCAAUGAAACUUCAACUACAGUUUUACAGCAUACAAAGCUUCACUGAUAGGCCAGUGCCUCUGGUAAGGGGGAGAAGGAGGGGGGGUCCCAGUACACUUACCCCAGACAAACUGUGAUUAGUACACCAGGUGAAGCUAUACCAUACAGAACAUAAAUCUGCUUAAGUCCUGUGAAAGAAAGCUCCGUCAAUGAAAACAUCCCAGCUGCAGCUGAUGACUGUCCAUGGAAUGGGUGGAAAAUAUCCAAUGCGUGGAAAGGCCUCCUCCAUCCUGGCCUGCUUUGCACAAUUCGUUUUUGUUAAGGAAUAAAAAGACAGAUGAAAGUCCUGCAGCAUUAUUUCAUUAGAGGCACUAAUUGACAUGAGCUCUCCGAUUUCUACAGUACAAUGUAGAAAAUAUAAAAUAACCUCAAAUAAACCACGUGCAUUUGUUACAGUAGUUUUUAUUGCUUUCAUGACCUGACCUUGUCAUUCAUUGAUCUGGCUUCUAGGGCUAUGCUAGUGAAUUGAGAAAAAUGGCUUGCUUUACUAUUCUACAGUAUAUUCACAAAUGUAGGAACUACGGUAUUAGUAUUUUAGCAGAAUUAUAGUUUACUAGUCGCAGCAAAACUAAGGCAAUGAAAAUGACUAAGUCACUUUCACUUUUUAAACAUUCACUUUUGCUGGCUUUCUUACAUCAAUUCGUGCACAGGGUACCAAUUAGUAAAAAAAAAAAUCACCUUUAAUAUCAGAAUUGUUAAAUAUUCCAUGUCGCGCUCGCGUGCCGUUCAUACGGCAGAAUCUUCAACAUGAUUUGUCAAAUACCUAAAUAUUACCACAGCGUGGAAGUGUUUAGAAAUGCAGCCGACUGCAUUGUAGAACUUGAAAUUCAUAAACAAAAGCAGGUUUCAUAAAAUAAAAUGAAUGUCCCUUUUUCUACAUUUUCACUAAAACGGAUGAUAUGUACAUGCAAGUCUUUUUUUUUGUACAAGAAAGAUUACAAGCAGUGGGUUUUUUUUUAAUUGUAGCAGCAAACCUUUACAGAAAAGAGAGGUUAAAAAACAACAGGUUCACUAGACCUGGGCACUUUGGAAAAAGGAGGAAAAAAUCUCGAUGUGAUUUAAAAUACAAUUAAAAAUUGAUCCAUACUGAG
Molecule: messenger RNA, 3884 nt
Organism: Lethenteron reissneri (Far Eastern brook lamprey)
Lineage: Eukaryota; Metazoa; Chordata; Hyperoartia; Petromyzontiformes; Petromyzontidae
Gene: SDCCAG8
Product: SHH signaling and ciliogenesis regulator SDCCAG8
Biological process (GO): establishment of cell polarity; tube formation; neuron migration
Cellular component (GO): centrosome; centriole
Source: RefSeq, a predicted model, not a curated record